This is a messenger RNA of Humulus lupulus (European hop), 867 nucleotides long. RefSeq lists its product as uncharacterized. The transcript has 3 exons. Lineage: Eukaryota; Viridiplantae; Streptophyta; Magnoliopsida; Rosales; Cannabaceae. Bases 1 to 867 code for a protein of 288 amino acids. The record is from RefSeq and is a predicted model, not a curated record.
AUGGGUAACUUUACAUCAAGCUUUGAACCAAAAAAUGUGAAAGAAGCUUUGAGUGAUGAGUCAUGGAUAAAAGCAAUGCAAGAGGAAUUAGAACAAUUUACAAGAAAUGAGGCUUUCUACAGUUUAAAACAGGCUCCUAUAGCUUGGUAUGAAAGAUUGACUCAAUUUCUUGUUCUGAAUGGUUAUAAAAGAGGCGGAGUCAAUAAAACUCUUUUCAUCAAAAAUGUUGAUUAUGAUAUUGUUAUUGCACAAAUCUAUGUUGAUGAUAUUGUUUUUGGCUCUACUUCUAACACCCUAGUGCAGGAGUUUGUCAAACAAACGAAAAAUGAGUUCGAAAUGAGCAUGAAAUUUGGGACGGAGUCUGCUAAACAUGCCAAAAUACCAAUGGGAAUCACAGUCAAACUGACCAAGGAUGAAAAUGGUGUAAAAGUAGAUCCAACAUUGUACAGAAGCAUGAUUGGAAGUCUUCUGUAUCUCACAGCUAGUCGUCCUGACAUUAGCUACAGUGUUGGGGUAUGUGCUCAGUAUAAAGGGAAUCCUAUGGAAUCCCAUGUGACAGUUGUAAAGCGAAUCAUUCGCUAUGUGAAUGGUAUUCAGGAAUAUGGAAUUUGGUACUCAAAGGAAACAAACUCUAACCUUGUUUGUUUUAGUCAUGCUGAUUGGGUAGGCAAUGUAGAUGACAGAAAAAGUACAAGUGGUGGAUGUUUCUAUCUAGGAAACAAUCUGGUUUCUUGGCAUAGCAAGAAACAAAAUUCAAUCUCCUUGUCGAGUGCUGAGGCUGAGUACAUAGCUGCAGGAAGCUAUUGUACUCAAUUAUUAUGGAUGAAACAAAUGAUGACGGAUUAUGGGUUUGAUCUUAAAACUUGA